Molecule: messenger RNA, 1029 nt
Organism: Lineus longissimus
Lineage: Eukaryota; Metazoa; Nemertea; Pilidiophora; Heteronemertea; Lineidae
Product: putative nuclease HARBI1
Exons: 1
Coding region: 1-1029 (342 amino acids)
Source: RefSeq, a predicted model, not a curated record
AUGGCUGCUUUUAUGCAUGUUCGGCAGGAAAAAUUGUACAUGAAGCGGAAAACGUGCCGUCCGGGAAAAUAUUGUGCCUUCUAUCGCUUUGACGAGGAGAAUGUUCAAUGGAUUUCGGACCAUUUUGUGCCAUAUUCGGAGGAGACACGGGGUGGUCGACUUUGUGGAAAAGAACAAAUGGAAAUUUUCCUUAGGUACUUGGCAGACCCUGGACACCAACUUGGCGUCGGAGAAGACAAGGGAGUCCACCAAACGACGGUUUCAAAAACAUUUUCCAAAGUGCUUAGCCACGUUAUAGAGAAGGCCGACUUGUGGAUUAAAUUUCCCGUUACAAUUGCGGAUGUUCACCAUGCUCAGCAGCUUUGGCAGGAGGAGAAGCAGAUUCCUGGUACGGUUGGGGCCCUGGACUGUACGCACGUACAGAUUCUGAAACCUGGUAUAAGAGGUGGCCAUGGAGAUGAGUAUAUCAACAGGAAAGGAGCCGCUUCCAUAAACGUGCAAGCAACAUGCGAUGCGAAAGAACGGUUUACAAGCGUUGAUGCUAAUUGGCCGGGAUCCGUUCACGAUAGCCGAAUAUUGAAGAAUUCACAUGUUGCUGUAACGAUGGUUAAUUCGCGACACAGAGGCUUGCUGUUAGGUGAUGAGGGCUACGCCAUCGCCCCAUGGCUUCUCACACCCUACAAAAAUCCACUGCUUCCGGCCGAGAGAACCUUCAAUAACAUCCACGCGAGGGAAAGGGUCGUCAUCGAAAGGUGCUUUGGCCAGUUGAAAAAAAGAUUUCCAAUCUUACAAGGUCGUGUGAGACUGGCACUCCACAAGGUGCCUAGCGUCAUCGUCGCAUGCAUCAUGCUCCAUAACGUCGCGAAAUACCUGAAUGAUCCUCAUGACAACUUCCCCGAGUUUGAUGAAGAUAGCGAUAGUGAAGAUGACGAUGAUGAUGAUGAUGAAGAUGUAGAUAGGAGAAUUCGUCAACGCGGACAGGAUAAACGCCGAGCGAUAGCCGAUUUCCUGAAUAAUGCCCAAGACUAG